This is a messenger RNA of Puccinia graminis f. sp. tritici CRL 75-36-700-3, 1847 nucleotides long. RefSeq lists its product as uncharacterized. The transcript has 7 exons. Bases 1 to 1716 code for a protein of 571 amino acids. Gene Ontology annotation, cellular component: membrane; early endosome; Golgi apparatus. Gene Ontology annotation, molecular function: voltage-gated chloride channel activity. The record is from RefSeq and is a predicted model, not a curated record. NCBI's taxonomy places the organism in Eukaryota, Fungi, Basidiomycota, Pucciniomycetes, Pucciniales, Pucciniaceae. Gene Ontology annotation, biological process: transmembrane transport; chloride transport.
AUGUUAACAAAAGCGGUGGGUCUGGCACUCUCAGUUGGAUCUGGAUUGACGCUUGGUAAAGAGGGUCCAUUGGUGCACAUUGCGUGUUGCAUCGGCAACAUCUUCACGAGAUUGUUCCCAAAAUUCGAUCGCAAUGAAGGGAAGAGGAGGGAAAUGCUCAGUGCUGCCUGUGCUGCAGGUGUUGCGGUUGCGUUUGGGGCUCCAAUUGGUGGGGUCUUGUUUAGCUUGGAAGAGGUUUCUUACUUUUUCCCCCCUAGGGUCAUGUGGAGAAGUUGUUGGUGCGCUAUUGUUGGGGCAGCUACUCUUCGGGUACUAGACCCUUUCAAGACUGGUAAAACGGUCCUCUUCGAAGUGACAUACGAUCAGCAGUGGCAUUUUAUAGAACUCAGUGGAUUCAUCUUGUUGGGCUUGGUCUCUGGGGUUUUGGGGGCUUGGCUUUCAAAGCUUAAUGUGUGGUGGACGAAGACAUUCAGAAAACUUCCUUGCAUCGACCGACAUCCGGUCUUAGAAGUUUUACUCGUGGCAUUUGUCACCUGUCUACUGGCUUUCUCGAACCGUUUCAUGAAAUUAGCCGGGACCGAACUUGUGUAUGAGAUGCUAGCGGAGUGUCCAAUAAUCGACCCAUCAGACCCAACAGGCAGUUCAAUUUCCGGGGCGUGCAUUAGCGAUCCCAAAGAUACCGCACAGCUAAUCCUCAACAUUGGCAUAGCUGUUGUCCUCAAGUUUUUGAUCACGGUUGUCACCUUCGGGAUCAAAUGUCCUGCCGGACUGUUUGUACCCUCGCUCUGUAUUGGUGCAAUGAUGGGUAGGAUACUGGGUUACUUGGUCGAGUAUGCUUAUCAUUCACAUCCUGAACUCUCAGUCUUCCAAAUCUGUGAUCCUAGCCGCCCCUUCGGUCAAGCUUGCAUCAUACCCGGGGUUUGGGCUAUGGUUGGCGCGGCUGCAAUGUUGGCUGGCGUGACCCGGACUACCUUAUCCUUGGCCGUCAUAAUGGUAGAACUUACCGGAUCCUUGGUCUAUAUACUUCCUAUAUCGAUGAGUGUACUUGUGGCGAAGACUCUGGCAGAUACCAUUGAACAUAGAUCUAUAUAUGACCUUUGCAUGAAUCUAUCUGAGCUUCCUUAUCUUGAUGCGAAGUCGGAAUACUUACAUUACGCGAAACCUGAAGACAUUAUGGAUCGAAAUGCGGAAGUGAUCAUAUUGAAUGGAGAGUUAAGAGCUUCAGAUCUGAGGCAAAGCAUCAAGAAUAUGUUGGAAGCACCACAGCUUGGGAGUGGCUUUCCACUGCUCGAGACAUCAGAGAACGGGGACACGCGGAUCUCGGGUUAUGUAGGUCUGGUGGAACUUGAGCAUUGUCUGUCGACGAUCGAAGGCGACCCGAUUUGCACCUUCGACGGGGCAGACCCUGAUGUCGCUCCCAACGGCGGCCUGUCACCCAACUACGAGCUCCCCGUCGAUUUCGGCUACCUCGUCGAUCAUGCCCCAGUCACGGUGUCGGUCCAGACUCCAAUGGAACUCAUCCACGAGAUUUUUGUACGCUUAGGCGUCCGUUAUCUCGUCGUCCAGAAUCACAAUGGGCUAUAUCUUGGGAUCAUUGAAAAGAACCGUCAUCACACCACCAUCCCCACUCCAAAUGGAAAGGAAGAUGCUCACUUCGAGGCAUUGAUCAUGGGCAGCAAUUCUUGUUUAAGUCUAUCGUCCUUAUUGUUCACCUAGCAUUUCAUUUUCCACUCAUCUCUUUUUACAUUUUCAUUUGUUGUAGAUAUAUAUAUAUAUUCAUCUUCUCAUCAUCCUCCAUACUUGUUAAGUUUUUUCUAGUUUUGUAUAUAUAUAUAGUACAAACCUUG